CGCAGGGUGGCAAACAUGUCCGACUCCGGACCCCAGGGCGGUGAGAGCUGCAUGAGCCUGUUCCGCGCCUACCUGCGCACAAGGAAAGGGAUCAUCCUCGCCGCUGAGACAGUGCUGUGCUUUGUGAUCGUGGUGUGUUAUGGAGCCUCCAAUGUCGCCGGGUACCUCGCAGUCGCUGUCAUUGAACUCGUCUUCUGCAUCAUAUAUUUUUUUGUCUUUGCGGGCAAAUAUGAUACACAGCUGACUUUCAUUCACUGGGGAUGGAGCGAUUUCCUGCGUUGUGCCAUCGCAUGCCUUCUUUUCCUCAUCACGUCGCUUAUCACGUUGCUCAGUCGUAGCGAUGGGGCUGGCAUAGCAGGAGCGGUUUUUGGACUUUUAGCUGGAAUCCUAUUUGGUUAUGAUGGAUACAUGACUAUACCACUGCUGAGAAAACCCCAUGCAGCAGUUCCAACAGAACACCUGGAAGGAGUCUAACCCCUGGUGCUAUGGACAGGAAACCUCCCUUACAUAAGAAACAUGCCUUAGCCCUCCAAUGCAGCCGCCGGUAAUGAAGCAGCAGGGCCUUUCCUCAGAGAUCAUUACAACGCACUUGUCUAGGCCAGCCUGCAAGCUGUUGUUGCACUACGACUUCCAGUUUCCCAUAACUCGGAGUUGCAGUACCACAUAGGCUGGAAUUUCCUGCUCUACACGCCUGCGUGUUAAAGCAGCGGUGAGCAUGUAUGUGUGUGUAUAUAUAUAUAUAAGUACAGAUUAGGGAGCACUCCAUCAGCCAUUUAUCAAUACCCGGGUGCCAGAGCUAAAAAAUAAAAUAGAAGUUAUAAAGUGACAGCACUCGCAGGGUUUUACACAAUAUAGCAAAAAAAUAACAAAAUGGUAAAUGAAAAAAGUGAGGUUUUAUUGAUCCUACGUUUCAGUUCCCUACUGGAACCUUCGUCAGGGAUCCCUGAGAGCUGUCACUUUGUAACUUAUAUAUAUAUAUAUAUAUAUAUUAUAUAUAUAUAUAUGACAGGGUGCAAGUGCUAAAUGAAAGCAUGGAUGAAAGGUUUUCGCGGCUUGAUAACUAUCACUAAACGACUUUGUCACCAUUAGCUAGAUGUUUACUUGAGCUUUUAUAUUUUAUAUUACUAUUCUCACAAACAAUAAAACUUGUGAAUUA
Xenopus tropicalis (tropical clawed frog) is the source of this 1156-nucleotide messenger RNA. RefSeq names its product proteolipid protein 2 (gene plp2). The record is from RefSeq and is marked provisional. NCBI's taxonomy places the organism in Eukaryota, Metazoa, Chordata, Amphibia, Anura, Pipidae. Gene Ontology annotation, cellular component: membrane.